Messenger RNA from Protopterus annectens (West African lungfish), 7634 nucleotides. It is a transcript of the gene ITGB4, whose product is annotated as integrin subunit beta 4. The transcript has 42 exons. The record is from RefSeq and is a predicted model, not a curated record. NCBI's taxonomy places the organism in Eukaryota, Metazoa, Chordata, Ceratodontiformes, Protopteridae. Gene Ontology annotation, molecular function: integrin binding. Gene Ontology annotation, biological process: cell migration; cell-matrix adhesion; cell adhesion mediated by integrin. Bases 615 to 6560 code for a protein of 1981 amino acids. Gene Ontology annotation, cellular component: membrane; integrin complex; cell surface.
GCAUGACUUGAAGGUGUGUCAGUUUGUGGAAUUAGUCAAAAAGUGACUAAGUUCCCCCACCCUGUCUGAGGAGCAAUAAAACCUUUCUCUUUACAAAAGCUUAUACUGCACACUUGCACAGCACCAUCUCGCUGUCUCCCUAGCUCACAGCAAGGAGGCACAAGCCACAUCUGCAAGACAAAACAUUGCAAGCAAAAGAGUUAGUCAAUAUUUGAGCUGAAAGAUCUCACUGUUGAGUGCAAAGGUAUGUCAAAUAUAUGAGAUUUUGCUGUGCAAGAGCUGGACUUAACGUUGGACACGAUGUUUUUUCUCUGCUCUUUUGUGAAUUCCAGGGUGUGAAAGAGGUUGUGCACUGAACAUGAAAAGUGCCUCAAAUACUUUUGGAGUAGCUUUUCUGCAUCUUUCCUUUCAGGAAUUUCAUUUACCCACAAGAAAUCAGCAACCUAAGCCUGUCUACUGUUAGAUUUUUCCCUUAAUCACAAGUUGUGGACACCCUGAAGUGUCUGCCUGAAAUUUUAACUGGAAAGUAGUAGUAAUACAAGGCUUCUGGAGAUAAAGAACUCUGUAGAAGAUUACGAGAGAAGACUGAGAUUUAUUGUUGACAGGGGAGCAAAAUGAAGAGGCUGCCUCGUUGGUUAAUGGCCAGUCUGGCCUUGUUGCUGUUGGCCCUGACUGCCAUAUGUUCUGCAAACAGAAUAAACAGGUGUGUAGCUUCCAGAGCAAAGACCUGCACAGCAUGCAUCCGUGUGGAUGAAAUGUGCUCCUACUGCGCAGAUGAGGGCUUUGAACAUGUAAGAUGUAACCUUGUUGAAAAUUUGAUCAGCCAAGGAUGUGGUUACCGGAUAGAAAUGAAAAGUACAACUAGGUUCAUAGAGGCCAUUGAGAUUAAUGAAAGUCUGAAAAAGUCUCAAGUAUACCCCCAGAAGAUGUACAUGGAGCUACGUGCUGGAGCAGAAUAUAACUUCGAUGUUCAAGUGUUUGAACCCUUGGAAUCUCCAGUGGACCUCUACAUUUUGAUGGACUUCUCAAACUCUAUGUCUGAUGACUUGGAGAACUUAAAAAGGCUUGGGCAUAGUCUUGCAAAUGCAACAGAGAAGCUCUCCAAGGACUACACCAUAGGGUUUGGCAAAUUUGUGGACAAAGUUUCAGUUCCUCAGACAGACAUGAGACCUGCAAAGUUGAAUGAGCCAUGGCCGAAUAGUGACCCACCAUUUUCUUUCAAGAAUGUGAUUCCCUUAACUAGUGACAGUGACCGGUUUCGUCGAGAAUUACAAAAGGAGAAGAUUUCUGGAAACUUGGAUGCUCCUGAAGGUGGAUUUGAUGCUAUUCUGCAGGUGGCUGCUUGCAAGAACCACAUUGGAUGGAGGCAUGACAGUACCCACCUGUUAGUGUUCUCCACUGAGUCCGCCUUCCACUAUGAAGCAGAUGGAGCUAAUGUCCUGGAUGGGAUCCUCACUCGCAAUGAUGAAAAGUGCCACCUGGAUGCAAAUGGCACGUACACCCAUGACAUUCUGCAGGACUACCCAUCUGUUCCUACUUUAAUCCGAAUGCUAGGGAAAAACAACAUCAUCCCAAUUUUUGCUGUCACUGACUAUUCCUACAGCUACUAUGAGAAAUUGUAUAAGUAUUUCCCCAUUGCACACAUUGGACGUCUUGAAGAAGACUCUUCCAAUUUAAUUGAACUCCUUACUGACGCUUUUAAGGAAAUUCGCUAUAAAAUGGAAAUGCAUGCUGAUUAUGUUCCCAAGUCGAUGGAUGCCAAAAUUUGGUCUACGAAAGCAAAGCAGACAGAUGAAAGCACCUUUGUAGUAAAUCCAGGAGAACGGGGAGAGUUUAAGGCAAGAGUGAAAGCCAAAGAAGAGGCAUCACCGGGGAAACAUGUAUGUGAGCUUCCUGCUUCUGAUCAACAGGGUCGUAUACUGAUCAAACCAAGCACCUUCCCUAAUGGUCUUGAGAUUGAUGCUUCAAUCAUCUGUCGUGCAUGCCCAUGUGAAGAGUCAAAAGAGAUCAGCUCCCCAAAGUGCAACUACCAUGGAGAUAUGGUCUGUGGAGAGUGUGUCUGUCAUCCUGGCUGGCUUGGAGCAAACUGCAACUGCUCUAAUGCUAAUUCUGCUGAAACACUGCCAUGUAUACGCCCUGGAACACAGGAACCUUGCUCUGGUCGUGGGAAAUGCCUUUGUGGCAAAUGCCAUUGCAUUUCUGAAAAUCCACUGGAAAAGUAUGAAGGAGAGUUCUGUGAAUACAGCAACUUCCAGUGUGAACGCAAUGCGGGAUUUCUUUGUAAUGACCGAGGUCGUUGUCUCUUGGGACAAUGUGUCUGUGACCUAGGAUGGACAGGCACUGGUUGUCAGUGUCCAACCAGUAAUGUCACCUGCAUCGACAGCCGAGGGGGACUCUGUAAUGGAAGGGGGACAUGUGAGUGUGGAAAAUGUGAAUGCACAGAUCCAAUGUUUUCUGGAACCAAUUGUGAACCUACAGAUAUGGCACGCUUGCUGGGAAUGUGUGAAGAGAGCCGCACCUGUGUCCAGUGCUGGGGAUGGAACACUGGUGAGAAGAAAGGAGAGAAGUGUAAGGAAUGUACUGUUAACAUGCAGUUUGUUGAUGAACUGAAAGAAGUGAAUGAUGGAGACGAAUACUGCGAGUUCCGUGAUGAGGAUGAUGACUGCACCUUUCACUACAACAUAGAACGAAAUCCAAUACAUCAAAAUGUCACCAUCCUGGUCCUAAAGAAGAAAGAUUGUCCUCCCGGUGGCUUUUUGUGGCUUAUCCCACUGCUGAUUUUCCUGAUGUUACUGCUGGGACUGUUAGCACUGCUCUGCUGGAAGUACUGUGCCUGCUGUAAAGCCUGUUUGGCAUUGUUGCCAUGUUGCCCUAAAGGUCGCAUGGUUGGCUUCAAAGAGGAUCACUACAUGUUACGACAGAGCCUCCUAACAUCAGAUCACCUGGACACACCAAUGGUACGCACGGGACCCUUAAAAGGCAGUGACCAUGUUGUCUGGAAAAUCAAUGACAAUGUUCAUCGCUCUGCUACUUACCCUCAGACAAUCAACCCCAAAGAGAUCGUUCAGUAUCUCAUUUCCCUGAGAUUGACACGACUCUUCACAGAAAACCUUUCCAAGCCAGAUAACCGAGAGUCAGAUCUUCUGAAGAAGGAGGUGGAGGAGAAUCUGAAUGAAAUCUACAAACAGAUUCCAGGAGCCCAGAAACUUCAGCGAACUAAAUUCAGGUUGCAGCCAAACUCUGGAAAGAAGCAUGAUCAUACGAUUGUUGAUACAGUGCUUGCUGCUCCUCGUGCAGCACAACAGGAUAUUGUGAAUGUAACAGAGAAAAAUGUAAGCCUGCAAGCCUUUAAUGAGCUGAAGGUUUCUCCUGGCUACUACACUGUGGCAUCAGACAAAGAUGCCCAGGGAAUGGUUGAGUUUCAGGAAGGCGUUGAAUCAGUGGAUGUUCGUGUUCCGCUUUUCAUUAAAGAUGAAGAUGAUGAUGAGAAACACCUUCGUGUAGAGGCAGUGGAUGUCCCAUUUGGGAUAGCAGAGAUUGGCCGGAGAUUUGUCAAUAUCACUGUGAUUAAGGAACAAGCCAAAAACAUCAUAUCCUUUGUUCAGCCGGCAUACACCUAUAACCGCCAUGACAAAGUGGCAAAGAUCCCCAUAAUUCGUGAUAUUAUUGAGGAUGGACGUACCCAGAUCACCUAUCGAACUCGUGAUCUGACUGCAAAAGAUGGAAAGGAUUACCAGUUUACUGAGGGUGAUUUAAUCUUCCUGCCGGGGGAGACUAGAAAGGAAGUCCCAGUAAAACUAUUGGAACUGACAGAAAUGGACAACCUUCUGGAUGGUCGUGUUGUGAAGCAGUUUGCCAUGGAUCUCUCCAACCCCAGGUUUGGCGCAAAGAUUGGCAAAUAUCCACGCACCACCGUCACCAUUGCAGACACUCAUGAGCCUGGUCUUGUCUUGUUCAAGAAGGCCUUUCAGCAGUUUUCCCCUUAUGAUACCCAGUAUCCCAUACCAGUGAUUCGAACCAAAGGCCAGGAUGGGCCCGUAGUCGUUCACUGGAAGACGCUGUCUGCUGAUCGAAGUACUCCCUCCUGCUAUGCUGGCCAGAGUGGCAUCUUGAGAUUUAAUGAUGGAGAAACGGAGAGGAACAUCGUAUUUGAUACAGCAAAAGGGCAUUCACCGCUGAAGCCAGAAAGCUUUCAGGUGGUCAUGCAUAGCCCAGAGGGUGGAGCUGAGCUGGGUGAGAGGCAAGCUACCCUUGUAACUAUACUACCAGAGGAAAACAUAGAACAAAUGCAACCCAACCAGGCCUUGCCAAACUUGCAGUCACCUAAAGUCAAGCCAUCUGUUCCUACCAAUGUCACUGCCCAAUCUGUGGAUCCUAGAAAAAUACGGAUGCUGUGGGCACCACCAGCUGGCAAACCCACCGGGUACAAGGUUAAGUACUGGAUUGAAGGAGAUCCUGAGGCAAAUGCACAUAUUAUAGACACAAAGAACCCACCAGUGGAACUCACAGAUCUGUAUCCCUACUGUGACUAUGAGAUGCGUGUAUGUGGUUACAACUCAUUGGGAGAAGGGCCUUAUUCUAAUAUUGUGCGAUGUCGAACUCUGGAAGAUGUUCCAAGUGAACCUGGACGUCUAGCCUUCAACGUCAUUUCCUCGACUGUGACGCAACUCAGCUGGGCAGAGCCUGCAGAGCCCAAUGGAGAAAUUACAGCCUAUGAAGUUUCAUACGCACCCGUCAAUGAGGAAAACCAACUCAUUGGACCAAGAAAGAUGAUAAAUAUCAAUGAUCCAAAGAAAAGGAUGGUGCUGAUUGAGAAUUUACAAGAAACACAACCUUAUUGCUAUACAGUGAGAGCCAAAAAUAGAGUUGGUUGGGGUCCGGAAAAAGAGGCGACCAUGAACCUAGCCACACAGCCAAAACGACCCAUGUCAAUCCCUAUAAUUCCUGAUGUGCCCAUCAUUGAUGCUGAAGGUAAUGAGGAAUAUGAAAAUUAUCUGAUGUACAGCACAGAUGUACUCCGUUCCCCUGGUGCAGGCGCCAAGAGACCUAGCGUUGCAGAUAGUUCUGGCUCACAAUGGAACUUUGUCCACGUGCUGGGUGACGAUCUAGACCUCCGCAAGAUCAGAUGGAGACUGCCUGCAGAAGAGAUCCCCCGAUAUUCAGACUCCAGCUGCUUUUCUUCAGAUGCUGAGAUGGGAGCACACAGCAGUAGCCUCUCUGCAUAUUCGGACAGUGACACAUCUAGCUACACACCAGGAAAUGAGAACAGGAAGAGAAGAGGGACCGCCAGGCCACAGCAAGAUAACUUUGCUGAUGGUCGGUAUGAGUUUAACUUUCCUGGUGGAGGAGGCACCAUGACCAAAACAAUUACUACAAACUACAGGCAGGGGACUCCCAAUGUGCACAGCCAGAUGGCAACGAUUGGAGGAACAUCCGUAACUAAGGAGUAUAUGACCAACAUUAUGUCUGGGCCAGCACUGGGGUGGCCACUGCCCUAUGAAGACAAGCAUGCUGGGAGACAGUUCCUGCCAAUACCGAAUGUGGUUUACAGGAGGCAGGCACGGGUGAAGGGUUUCCGUCGCAUCAGUGGUGUUCAAGACUCUGUAAUCAUGGCUGAUGAUCCCAUUGGGAUCCUCUUAGGACAUAUAGAUCCUCGGCUACCACCUGGAGUUCCAGACACCCCCACUCGUCUGGUCUUCUCAGCAUUGGGACCCACUUCUUUGAAAGUCAGCUGGCAAGAGCCGCAGUGUGAAAAACAAGUGCUGGGAUACCAAGUCUUAUACCACCUUCUCAGUGGAGGGGAUAUGAAAAGAAUUGAUGUUCCAAAAAGUAGUGAGAACUCUGUAGUGGUUGACAGCCUGCUUCCCAAUCACUCCUACAUGUUUAAAGUGAAAGCUUAUAGUGAUGAGGGGUGGGGCCCUGAACGUGAGGGAGUUAUCACAAUUGAGUCACAAGUUGACCCUCAAAGUCCACUCACCCCUGUACCAGGGUCUCCUUUUACUCUGAGCACACCUAGUGCCCCUGGUCCUCUGGUAUUCACUGCCCUGAGCCCUGACUCACUGCAGUUAAGUUGGGAGAAACCCCGCAAGCCCAACGGAACUAUUCUGGGCUAUAUGGUCACCUGUGAAACGUUGCAUGGUGGAGGUGAUGCACGAACAUUCUUUGUGGAAGGAGACAGUGCUGAAACCACACUGACUGUUCCAGAUCUGAAUGAAAAUGUGCCUUAUAAGUUCAAAGUACAGGCAAAAACCACACAAGGAUUUGGUCCUGAACGAGAGGGGAUCAUCACUAUUGAAUCACAAGAUGGAGGUAAUUUGUCGCAGUUCAGCAACCAACAAAUCACAAGAAGAGAGGUUUUCAACAUCCCAGGAGAAAUGACUACUAAAACCACUGUCACACAUACAACCUUUGAAGAUCCCAUGUUUUCUGAUGGAAUGAUGAUGAUGACGGGCCAAAGGAUGGAAGGUGGCUCAACCAUCACCAAGCAAGUCGUCACCAAAACCAUGGUGUCUGGUGGGACAGUAACAAAACAGACUGAGCGCAAGUUCUUUGAUGCCUAACAUACUUCACUCAGCAAGCUUUCUGCACAUUCUUUACACUGUUUUAACCUUUUUUUUUUUUUUAUUUUGUGAAGACAAAAAUGACGCAAAUGACUUACUUCACUGACUCGACUACUGCCACUGCCAAAGCCAGACAAAAUGGAGUAUUAGAAUGGCAGUAGAAGGUCACUGCUGCAUACUACCUGCUUUCUUCCUGAAUGGGGAUAUUAGUCUUUUAGCUUAAAGGUGAGAAGCAGCCUGUAAUAUAUUCAGCACUGCUGCAGAUGAUGUGAAAGGUGCCAUGUUCAAAUGAAGCCUUUUGGGAAGAAAAGAAAAAAAAUGCCAUUCUACCUUCCUCAAUGUCUAAGAAGAAGAAGAAAAAUGGCAUUACUGUUCUUGACCUUAGCAGUUUUUUACUGUGUGGCACAAUGCAGAAAUCAGUUACAUUGCCUCUUUAAGCAGACAGCAAGGAAGACUGACAGGCAUGUGAACAGGUUAAGGACAGAACAAUAAAGGUGAAAUUAAAGUAUAGGAUGAUAUACAGUGUGCAAAUAGAAAAGGAACUGUAACAUUGAAAGUAUGUAAGGAAGCAGCCUGCCACUACCAUGCAUGUUGUUUGUUGUUUGUGGAAUGUUUUACUUUGUAUGCAGAAAUAUGCCUUACUCCAGCCACUGAACAAUAGUUAGAAGUGGCACUUUCCAAAGCACAUGUUCAAAAAAAUUGCAAGCAAAAGCAGGUAAAAAAUAUUUUAUACCUACAACUUUGGUAUUUUCUGAGCAAACAAAUUCCUUGAAAAACACAGCACAGACAGAGUAAUGAAAGUCUGGCCAGAAAAGCAAAAAUUACUGUAGCCUGCUGGAUCAGAGAUGGAUACAGAAUUCAAUUAAACAGUCAUAAUGCAGAGUAAGAAUAUUUUUAUUUAUGUUGUACUACUGUUCUCACAUUCACUUUUUUAUACUGAAAAGUUGUUUUGGCAUUUAGACUUCUUUACCCAUUUCUUAAUGUGAAAAUAAAAAAAAAAAAAGCUUGCUGCCGCUUUUCAUGUUUUCCUGUCUUGAUGCCAUGGAAAAUCUUAUUUUUUCAUUUUACAUUGUA